Benincasa hispida (wax gourd) is the source of this 2718-nucleotide messenger RNA. Lineage: Eukaryota; Viridiplantae; Streptophyta; Magnoliopsida; Cucurbitales; Cucurbitaceae. The record is from RefSeq and is a predicted model, not a curated record.
AAAAAGAAAAAAGAAAAUUGAUUUUCAGUGAAGAAGAGAAGAUUGAAGAAGGAAGGAAGAUGGAAAUGUAUUCAACUUUCUCCUCCUUUCUCUCUGCCUAAUUUUGCUCUUCUUCUGCCAUUUCAUCUUCCUCUCAAGAACUCCAUUUUUUCUCUACUCCAUUUUCUCUCUCUCUUUCUCUCUCUACUCUUUCCCCUUUCACCCACUCUCUCUUUUUCUCUCUCACUCUAUUUUUUUAAUUUUUUUUUUUUUUUUUUUUUUUAUUGGAGAUCUCUGGGAUUAUCCCAGAUGUGUUGCACUCUCUAUGCCAGGAUCUUCUUCAUCCUCUUUCACAAAUUGCGGUCAGCAUUUCUUGAGGAUUUUAUGAAUUUUUGUUGAAUUUCUUUGUGUGUUGUUGAUUUAAUGGAUCUUUCAGAGAGCAGGAGGGCUAGGGUUCAGAUUUUGGAGUGAUGUGAUCUUCCAUUGUCGCCAUUUUCUCUGCUGGUAGCUCAAUUCGGCACCUGGAGUGAGCUGUUGAUUUCUCGUUUGAUCGUUUCUGUGUGUUUUUCUUUAAGUCGGCGAUUUAAAGCAUAUUUCUUUGGGAAUCUAUUCUGUCGAGGGGGGCUGAUUCAGGAUCUUUAUUUGAUUGCAAAUUAAGAGAUGCGGCAUCCGAAAAAUGAGAUUGAAGACAACAUACCUUCAAAAGACCAGAUAUUAUCACCAUUGGUAGACGAAGAUAGUGGAGGGAAUGCUAGCUGUGUUGUUCUUAAGAAAGGACCAUGGACAUCUGCUGAAGAUGAAAUUUUGAUAGAUUAUGUAAAGAAACAUGGAGAGGGGAAUUGGAAUGCUGUUCAGAAGCAUUCUGGACUUUCUCGUUGUGGGAAGAGCUGCCGAUUGCGAUGGGCCAAUCACCUCAGACCAAACUUGAAAAAAGGGGCAUUUACUGCAGAAGAAGAGCAUCUAAUAAUUGAACUGCACGCUAAAAUGGGAAACAAAUGGGCACGCAUGGCAGCCCAUUUACCUGGACGUACAGACAAUGAAAUUAAGAAUUACUGGAAUACUCGAAUUAAGAGGCGGCAGCGGGCUGGUCUACCUCUGUAUCCCCCAGAAGUGUGUCUGCGUACAUGGCAGGCGUUUCAGCAGACCCAAGACACAGGUGGAAGUAAUAUUGUAGAUAAAGACCAUCAUGAUCUUCUUCGGGCUAAUAGUUAUGAUAUACCAGAUGUCACUUUUCACAGCUUGAAGCCUCAGAGUGCCUUAUCUUAUAUGCCCGAGCUUCCAGAUAUUUCAAGUUGUAUGCUGAAAAGAGGUCUUGAUUCUUCUCAGUAUUGUAAUUUCAUGCAAUCAACGAUGCAUCGUCAAAAACGUUUCAGGGAAUCAGCAUCCUUAUUUCCUGGUCCCGAUGGUAGUGUUAAAACCCCUUUCCACCAAUUUGAGGAUAAUUCCUACAGUCAAGUUGCUCAGUCAUAUGGGUCGCCCUUCCCUCUUGAAUCUAACCCUACCACAAAGAAUGCCAUGUCUUUUGGCUCGUUUGAGGGUAGCCAUUCCCUUACAAAUGGCAAUUCCUCUGCUUCUCAGCACUCGAAAGAGACUGAGAAGUUGGAGCUCCCUUCACUCCAAUAUCCAGAAACUGAUUUAACCAGUUGGGACACACCCAUCCAACCGGCAAUGUUUGAAUCAGUUGACCCGUUUAUUCAAUAUCCACCAACUCUCAUGUUGGGAUCAGAUUGCCCUUCACCACGCCAUAGUGGCUUGCUCGAAGCUUUAAUAUAUGAAUCUAAGACGAUGGGUUGUCCAAAGAAUCACCCAUCUGAUAAAAAUUCAAAUUCAUGCAGUGUCACUCCAGGUGAUGUAACUGAUAGUUACAAUAUGGCAGCGAGUAAGACAGAAAUUGAUGACUAUACCGAGGUUAUUUCUCCAUUGGGUCACUCCACUUCCUCACUUUUCAGUGAAUGCACACCAAUCAGUGCGACUGGAAGUUCAUAUGAAGAUCCUACUCUUACUGAGGCCUUUUCUGGAAGUAAUGUGAAAUCAGAACCACUCGAUCAUGCAUGGACUCCAGAUAGAGAAAAAGCAGCCAAAAGCGGGGUCGAUUUCACACGUCCAGAUGCCUUGCUCGCUGAUUGGCAGGACAGAAGUUCAGGAAUCGUGGAGGACACAACGAAUGUGACCGAUGCCAUCUCUUUGCUUCUAGGUGAUGAUUUGGCUGCUGACUACGAGCACUUACCGACUGGGAUUUCGACAACACAUUCCGGAUGGGGUCUUGAUUCUUGUACAUGGAAUAACAUGCCAGCAGUGUGUCAUAUGUCUGAUCUUCCUUGAUCUCUCAGCAGUUCUUCUAAAUGAAAGAGCUAAAAAACUCUCUCUCAUCAGAGGAAGACGGUUUCUCGGCUACUUAGUCAACCAAGGGAGGUUAGUUUUUCUGGUCCUUUUUUUUUCCGGUGGAUUUUGAUUCCCUGUUUGUUCAUCAGAAAAACAAAUCAUUGUAUGUGGAACUGUUUAGGUUUGUAAUGCACAAUGGCAGUGCUUUCUUAAGAUGACAGUGUAAUAACUUUGAACUUUUGUCAUGGUUUGUCAUGGAACAUUGGGAUUCAAUGGUCUGGUCUGUUUCUUCAAAUUCUGGCCUCCACUCACCUUUUUCCAUGAAUGUUUUUUCUUAUCUUCGAAAAGGAGAGGGUAAAAAAAAAGUGACAGUAAAAGUUGUAUUGAAGUGAGUCAAAUUAAGAUGAUUUCUUGCCC